Molecule: messenger RNA, 1207 nt
Organism: Misgurnus anguillicaudatus (oriental weatherfish)
Lineage: Eukaryota; Metazoa; Chordata; Actinopteri; Cypriniformes; Cobitidae
Source: RefSeq, a predicted model, not a curated record
AUGAGAUCAGUGUAAAUGAUUCUGAAGACAGUGGUCCCGAUGAAAGUGAUGUUGAAGAUGAUGUCCCUGCUGCUGCCUCCAGUCGUGAUGUCCCUGCUGCUGCCUCCAGUCGUGAUGUUUCUGCUGCUGCCUCCAGUCGUGUUGUUUCUGCUGCUGGCUCCAGUCGUGAUGUUUCUGCUGCUGGCUCCAGUCGUGUUGUUUCUGCUGCUGGCUCCAGUCGUGUUGUUUCUGCUGCUGGCUCCAGUCGUGUUGCUUCUGCUGCUGGCUCCAGUCGUGUUGCUUCUGCUGCUGCCUCCAGUCGUGUUGUUUCUGCUGCUGCCUCCAGUCGUGUUGUUUCUGCUGCUGCCUCCAGUCAUGCUGCAGAUAUGCAGAUGCCCAUUGGAACGGCUGCUGAAGUUUGUCCAGAGAGUGAGACUGAAAUUGGGAACCCACGGAAAGGUCAAAAAGUGUGCUGGUCAACCUCUGAGGUUACGGCUGUGAUGAAACACUUCAAAUCACCCAUAACUAAAGGAAAACUGGCCACAUUGACUGAAUGCCAGCAGUGUAAGACUGCUGAGGAUCCCAUUUUGGCAAGGCGCACUGCACAAAACAUUCGAGAUUUCGUACGAAAUCGCGGCAUUAGUUUGAAAAGAAAAACCCAAAUUAAGUGAUCGAUCCUUGUUAGUCGAUCAGUAUGCCAAUUAUUUGAAAGUGUAUUCUUGAUUUCUUUGUUGCUUUUCUUGACAGCUUCUAGAGUUUAUCUUCGUAAUAGUUCACCCAAAAGGGGAAAAUCUGUCAUUUACUCACCCUGUUGUCAUUUACCCUGUAUGGCUUCCUUUCUUCUGGAGAAGGCAAAGGAAGAUAUUUAGAAGAAUAUUUAAACAACGGCAGUACUUGUUAACUUGCAUUGGUUUUGUGUUCAUUCAAUAGAGGUAAAGAGAUUAAUUUUCCAUUUUUUCUUCAGUUACUAACAUUCUACAGAAUAUAUUCCUUUGUGUUCUGCAGAAGAAAGUCUGACAUACAGAGUUAAAAUGGUGACAAAAUUUCCAUUUUUGGGUGAACUGUCCUUUUACAGUUUUUUGAAACUAUGGUGAAUUUACGUUUAGUGAGGGCAUUUAUGUUUCAGUGCUUUGUCAUCUUCUCAGCGUGCCUUGUUUUCAGUGGGCUAUUUUGUUUAGAUUACAGUUUUACUCUAUAUGGCUUUUGUUGCAACCUUCAGGCGUUUACU